Molecule: messenger RNA, 633 nt
Organism: Prunus armeniaca (apricot)
Lineage: Eukaryota; Viridiplantae; Streptophyta; Magnoliopsida; Rosales; Rosaceae
Source: the annotation of a GenBank genome assembly
AUGAGCUGGGAGUGGCUCUCACCGAUGGAUACAACAAUGGGUGUUGUAGGACAGAGGUUUCGAGAUUGGAUGAGGGCUCUUGCAAACUGUCUUCGACUUGCCGAUCGGUUGACGGCCUACAGAAUGAAUUGGCAUAAGCAAAGUGUGUAUGUGACAGCGGUUGGCAUUCUCCAUCAUCGAUCUGCUAAUCUGUGGGUGAAGGUUUGGGGCUAUCCUACUUGUUCUGUGGCUGCCCUUCCGAUCAGUAGGGGCGUUGCCGAUCAAUAUGGAAAGGGUAGCUAUUUGAGAGUUUCUUCAAAGGUGUGGAUGGGUGCCUUAAUGAAUUUGGUAGUUGGGUGCCGUAGGAUAACUCCGAUUUGCCGAUCCGCACCUUGCUAUUGGUGCGACACCAUGGGGGUCUCAAGAACCGCUAUUAACUUGUCAUUCAGUGGGUAUGACACCAUGAUGGGCAUGCUACAGGAGUGCUGGAGCGUGCCGUAUGGUAUCCUUGGUUGUCCUGAUAAAAUCUUCGGCAUCAUGUCGUGGCUUGGGGGGUCCUUUGACUUGGAGUUGUGUGCUGUGCGGCAGUUGCAGCUUUGGUUUGCCAUCCAGGAGCUGUUUUUAGCAUGCCUUUCGGCAAUCUUGGGGUCUUAA